GUUCUGCUGAGGGUAAAAGUGGCGGAGAUGGGAGGCUGAGGGAGAGUUGCGUUUCACUUGAAUGGGGGCUAGAAGUGACGGUGGGAACGUGGGUUAGGGCUGCUGUAAUCAGUAGAGCGUUGAAGGUGGAAGCUGAGCGAACUGGACUGGACAGUCGACUGCCUUAUCGGCCUCAGCGUUCCCAUUUCUUCAGAUUCCUGCUGAAGGAUCAUGCCGAGGCACCAGAAGCGAGCGUGCCGGGGUGCACCCGAGUCAGAAAUGGAGGUGCCAUCAGGCAAACGUACCAAGGCCACCAAGACUAAGACUCCAGAGAAACCAGUGGUAGAAGCAAAGACCUCUGAGUCCCUUAAGAAGGGUCAGGCUACUAAAGAUUGUGGAAAUGAGCCAAGUGGUUACUGGCUGAUGAAAUCAGAGCCAGAAAGUCGGCUGGAGAAAGGCGUAGAUGUGAAGUUUGGCAUUGAGGAUCUCAAAGCACAGCCUAAACAGACAGCAUGCUGGGAUGGUGUUCGAAACUACCAGGCCCGGAACUUUCUAAGAGCAAUGAAAGUGGGAGACGAGGCCUUCUUCUAUCACAGCAACUGUAAAGAACCAGGCAUCGCAGGCCUCAUGAAGAUUGUGAAGGAGGCCUACCCUGAUCAUACACAAUUUGAGAAAGAUAGCCCUCAUUAUGACCCAUCCAGCAAGAAGGAAAACCCCAAGUGGUUCAUGGUGGAUGUCCAAUUUAUUCGAAUGACCAAACGUUUUAUUCCCCUGGCUGAGCUCAAGGGCCAUCACAAAGCCAAUGGUGGCCCUCUAGAAAAGAUGGCUCUCUUUACCCGUCAGAGACUCUCAGUCCAGCCUCUGACCCAAGGGGAAUUUGAUUUUGUCUUGAGCCUGGAGGACAAGAAGCCAAGUUAAGUGGGAACUUCUUGUUGGAAAGAAAGGGAGGACUGUUUCUCCAAGCAAGUAUAAGUCACGCCUCUCUUGACAAGGAGGUGAGAGGGAUUUGGAUUUGCUGGUUACUUUUUCCUUCAGGGUUGGUGUGUCUGUAUACCUGGCAUGGGUUUUUUA
This is a messenger RNA of Dromiciops gliroides (monito del monte), 1050 nucleotides long. RefSeq names its product thymocyte nuclear protein 1 (gene THYN1). Lineage: Eukaryota; Metazoa; Chordata; Mammalia; Microbiotheria; Microbiotheriidae. Gene Ontology annotation, cellular component: nucleus. The transcript is spliced from 8 exons. The coding region runs from base 211 to 897 and encodes 228 amino acids. The record is from RefSeq and is a predicted model, not a curated record.